Megalobrama amblycephala (Wuchang bream) is the source of this 3199-nucleotide messenger RNA. RefSeq names its product NACHT, LRR and PYD domains-containing protein 12-like. Gene Ontology annotation, molecular function: protein binding. The record is from RefSeq and is a predicted model, not a curated record. The transcript has 5 exons. NCBI's taxonomy places the organism in Eukaryota, Metazoa, Chordata, Actinopteri, Cypriniformes, Xenocyprididae. The coding region runs from base 165 to 1163 and encodes 332 amino acids.
UUUAGGAUCUGUUCCAGGUUAUAACCCCUACCUGAUUUUAAAAAUGUAAUACCAUUGUUUUUUUUCCUCUACACAGGCUACAUAGCUGUAAUCUCACUGCUCAGUCCUGUGAAAAUGUAUCAUCAGCUAUACAAUUGUUAAACUCUGUACUGAGAGAGCUAGACAUGACUAACAAUUGCCUGAAUGAUUCUGGGAUAAAGCUUCUUUCUGAUGGACUGAAGAGUCCAAAGUGUAAACUGGAGAUACUGAGAUUUCCCAUAUGUAAUCUCACUGCUCAGUCUUGUGAGAGUUUGUCAUCAGUUUUACAAUCCUCAGUCUCUGUUCUGAGAGAGCUGGACCUGAGUAACAAUGACCUGCAGGAUUCAGGAGUGAAGCUGCUUUCUGAUGGACUGAAGAAUCCUAACUGUCAACUGGAGAUACUGAGAUUGUCUGGCUGUAUGGUGACAUAUGAAGGCUGUCAUUAUGUGUCUUCAGCUCUAAGUUCUAACCCCUCACACCUGAGAGAGUUGGAUCUGAGCUACAAUCACCCAGGAGAUUUAGGAGCGAAGCUGCUCUCUGAUGCACUCAACCACCCAAACUACACUCUGGGCAAUCUCAGUGUGGAUCAUGGAGGAGAAUUCAGGAUUACAGCAGGACCACACAAAUAUGCCUGUUAUCUCACACUGGAUUCAAAUACAGCAAACACUGAACUCAGUCUGUCUGAGGAGAACAGAAAGGUGACAUACGUGUUUAAGUCUCAGCCAUAUCCUGAUCAUCCAGACAGAUUUGUGUAUUAUCCUCAGGUGUUGUGUAGAGAGUGUGUGUAUGGACGCUUUUACUGGGAGAUUGAGUGGAGUGGGAGUGUGUGCAUAUCAGCAUCAUACAAGAGCAUCAGCAGGAAGAAACGGGAUGAUAAGUGUUUGUUUGGACGUAAUGAUCAGUCCUGGAGUUUGGACUGCUCUCCUUCCAGAUGUUCAUUCUAUCAUAAUAAGACAGUGACGGAUCUCCCUAAAGUGUCCUUCAGAAGUAGAGUAGGAGUGUAUGUGGAUCAGAGUGCAGGAACUCUGUCCUUCUACAGCGUCUCUGGAGACACAAUGAGCCUCAUCCACACAGUCCAGACCACAUUCACUGAGCCUCUCUAUCCUGGGUUUUAUGUCUAUAAUGGAUCAGUGAAACUGUGUUGAUGUUUCAGUAUUGACUGUAGAGAGAUUCUACUAAUAAUCAUUUGAGCUGCUUCCCAGCUAACAAUUGAAGCAACUGCAGUAAUUCAGCAAUUAAGUGAUUAAGUAAAUGAUGAUUGGGCAAUAUUGAUGAACACCUUUAACUGCUACUACUAUAGAGAAGAACAGUUAACCAGUCAGGUAACACUUUCUAUAAAGACCAUGCUUAUAAUGAAAUAUAGCUCCAUUUAUACUUAUUUAUAAGUAAGUAUUACUAUUUUAUAAAUAUAAUUAUAAAGACUUACCGCAUUAUAAGAACAGUUAUAGUUACGUUUAUAUUAUUUUUUACAAUUACUUAUAAGUCAUGCAUUUGCUUUUUCAAUGCCCAUGCUCAUAAUCUAUUAUACACUGAUUUAUUAAUUAGUCAGUCAUAUGGUUCCCAGAAUGUAUUAUACUACAGUUACAAUGACAUUUUAUUCAUAUUUAUUUCUGUCAACUUAGUGAAUAUAUUGUUAUUAAUAGCUGUGUUGUGUUUUUAUAAAUGCUUAUUGUAAUAAUAGUUACUAAUCUCUAUAAAUGCAUCAUUGUUGGCUUUAAAUAAAUUUUGGCAUUGUUGGCAUUUCAAGUUGUAUACUAACUUGUAAAUGUAACUAAUGAACUAUAAUUAUUGUUGUAAAAUAAUGGGGGGAAAAUCAGAAAUCAUUAAUACAAACAGUUGAGAAAAAAGUAUCUUUUUUUAAAUGUUACAUACUAGCAAAACACUGCAACAAUAUUUUUUAAAGUAUAAUUCGAAACUGCUAUAAGCAAUACCAUGCAUAUGGCUGAGGAGAUAUUUCAAUUUCAAUUUAUUUAUAAAGCACAAUUAAACACAACGACCGUUGACCAAUGUGCUGUACAAAGUAAAAACAACAAAGUCACAGAUAAAUAACUACAAAACAUCAAACCAGGACAACUACAUCACCAGUCAUAUAGUAUAAGACAGAUCAAAUAAAAAAGUUUUUAACUUAGAUUUAAAAAUGGACAGAGUAGGGGCAGUUCUAAUAUCAGUAGCAAACUGUUCCAGAGUUUUGGUGCCGCUAUGGAAAAUGCUUGAUCUCCCCUAGUCUUGAGCCUAGAUCUAGGAGCCACUAAGUUGCCUCAAGUUGGCAGACCUAAGAGCUCUUGUAGGUUGAUGGACUGUCAACAAAUCAGAAAGGUAAGAUGGUACCCAUUUAACGACUUAAAAACUAAUAAAAGAACUUUAAAAUGUAUCCUAUAAUGCACAGGUAGCCAAUGGAGUGACUGGAGGAGAGGAGUUAUAUGUUCCCGUUUGCAAACUCCUGUCAGGGCUCUGGCAGCAGCAUUCUGAACCAUCUGAAGGUAAUUUAUGGAAGACUGACUAAUCCCCAAAUAAAGAGGAUUGCAAUAAUCAGGCCUUGUGGUGAUAAAACCAUGUAUUACUCUUUCAAAAUUUGUAAAUGAAAGAAAGGACUUCAUUUUUACCAGGGUUCGCAGCUGGUAAAAGCUGGACUUCACAACUUGGUUGACCUGUCUAUCAAGCUUUAGGACACUAUCCAACACCACGCCCAGGUUUUUCACACAUGGCUCAUCAUAAGGUGCCAGAGCACCAAGAUUUACAUUAACUGUACCAUGUACAUCAGAGGGAGUAAACACCAUAACCUCAGUUUUACUCUCAUUCAAACUUAAAAAAUUCAGAGACAUCCAUGCUUUACCUUCCAAAAGGCAAGCGGCAACCUGUUCUACACCAUUCUUAUGUUUAAGAGGAAAAUAUAUUUGUGUGUCGUCUGCAUAACAAUGAUAAUUUAGGCCAUACUUUUCAAAGAUAGUACCAAGAAGGGAGCAUGUAUAGAGAAAAUAACAUAGGAGCUAAUGUGGAGCCCUGAGGAAUCCCACAGGUCAAUGGUACAGAAGAAGAUCGAAAUUUACCAAUAUUGAGAGAAAAACUCCUGUUUGUCAGGUAAGACUGAAACCAAUGUAAGGCUGAACCUCUGAUGCCCACUAUCUGUUCUAAAUGGGACAGCAGAACAUUAUGGUCUACUAUGUCAAAAGAAGCACUUAAG